Molecule: messenger RNA, 508 nt
Organism: Nicotiana attenuata
Lineage: Eukaryota; Viridiplantae; Streptophyta; Magnoliopsida; Solanales; Solanaceae
Product: gibberellin-regulated protein 5-like
Exons: 3
Coding region: 9-344 (111 amino acids)
Source: RefSeq, a predicted model, not a curated record
UUCAAGUAAUGGCUAUUUCAAAAAGAUCUCAAGCUACUUUGCUUUUCUCUUUGGUUGCCUUAUUAUGUCUUAUUGAAGUUUCUCUCGCAUAUCGACGUUUUGACGCUUCACUUGUAGCAAAACCUCCGGUUGGUCCAACCACUUGUCCAGUUCCUACUGAUCAGUGUUCGAGUGCAUGUGAUCGUCGAUGCUCAAAUACAUCUCACAAGAACAACUGUUUAUUAUUUUGCAACAAGUGUUGUAACUGGUGUCAGUGCGUUCCACCGGGUACUUUUGGACAAAAAGAUUGUUGUUCAUGCUACAGAGAUUGGAAAACACAAGAAGGAGGACCUAAAUGCCCUUGAAAUUUUCAUACUUGAUGUUGGAAAAUAAGAAACAUUUUUAGUUGUUUUUUGCCAGUUUUUGGUUCAAGAAUAACUCUUAUGCGAUAUGGAGCAUAUAUUUCUUCUUAGUAAACUAUCUAUUUACGAUUGUAAUCUUUUUUCCUGAGUUUUACAUGCCUUUUCAA